AUGCCGCCACGUGAAGAGGCCAAGUUGCGCCUGAGAUAUGCGAGUUUGAUGAUAGAAGAGACGGACAUUGAAGCUACUGACAUAUCAAGUCGGAUAGAGGAGAUAUUGUCCAAGCAAAUAUCUUUGUGCGGACGCCAUCGACUUCAGGAUCUCAAGUUUGCUGCUUUACAUCUACAAGCGCGAUAUCAGUUCAAGACUAACCACCGCGCUGGCCUGAAGUCUUUGGACAAACCAAUUGCCGAAGCCGAGACGUUCCAGCACAUUGCUUGGGUGUAUGCGUUACGCUUCCUCAAGGUCACGCUUGCAUUACAAAUACCGGGACGUGUUGAGGUAGUUCCCGCCUUGCAACAACUUCACGCGAUACAGGGUCACGCAGAGCGGCGAGGAGAUCGAGCCAUAUAUGUAGCUUGCUGUGCACUCGAAGCUAUGGUUCAUCUGCGAUCAAGUGUCGCAGACAGACUGGAGCAAGCGCAACGUGCUAUUGCAGCGGCUCGGAGUUUACAACUUCAGGUGACCGCCAAGGAAUUGGGGUCAUUUGGCACCCUUCUAGAUCUCAUCGACAUUGCCAGUGGUGUUGCAACUGGUAGUCCGGACAGGCAAAAAGCUGAUGCUCUUGUCAUGUCGAUUCUAGACAAGGACAGGGAGAAUGGAAGCUCCGAGAGCGGAACCUUCACAGUCCUCAUCGAGCGAAGUUUCGGCGGUAAUCUGACUUUUGACACUGGUGGCAUCUUCCGAAAGAACGCAGAGAGAAAAGACGAGCUCGUGUUUUCCUGGCUACCAAUGGAAGACCUGCGAGCGCUAUGUUUCCACAUCUCAGCCCUAGACAGCCACCUCCACCAAAAAGGCAUGCACUACAUGAACGAAGCCCACCAACGAUUCCGAGAAUCCGCAAAGCGUCGCACAAUCACCGGCAUACCCCCCGCCGUCGCACUCGCGCGAAUAGAAUGGAACCUCGUCCUAGACUGGUACUCCAUGUUCGCCAUCGGCCUAAUGGCCUGUUCCCACGACGACCACACAACCGUCAGCAACGUGCUCUCCGAACUAAAAAAGCGCAUCUCCCAACCCCCCUACAAAGCAAACCCAGCAUUCACCCGCACACUCGCCUACCUUUCCUCCAUUAGCUCGCAAACCAACGGUGCCCUCGACGCCGCUCUCGCCGCCUCUUCAAUCCCUGAACUCUGCGUCCCGGAAAAAGGCCACGCCACACCCGCUCGAACGGACAUUGCGCUCCUCGCCGCGCUAAACCGCCUCCUCAUAAUCAGAAACCCAAACCACCCCCUCCAUUCAACCACGGAUACAUUAUUCCAACAAAUCAAGCCCCUCGCCGAAGACCACUCCAACCAAUACCUCCGCACCGCCUUCCGCCUCGUAGCAACCUUCCAAGGCGAGGGGGCAGCAAUCUCGCACCAGAAAAACACAGUCCAGCGGUGCGUCGGCAUCGCGCGUCAAGUGGGGGAUAAAACGCAAAACUUCGAAUUCCUGGCCAUGAUUAUGUGUUAUUUCGUCGCUCGCUUCUUCGCUGAUUCCGUCGGCGAGAAGAGCGUUCAAGCUGUGCUGGCCGCGAGGUCCCAGGCGAUUAAAAACCGCAGACCCGUUUGGAAGGCUGUUGCCGCGGGCCUUUGUGUGAAUACGUAUCGCAGGCAUGGGUUUGCGGAUAAGGCGGAUGAGGCGGUGAGGGAGUUUGAGAGUGCGUGGGGGGCUUUGCCGGUGGGGCUUAGGGCCGUGGUUGAGGGUGGGGGGGAGGCGGAUGUCGAUGCGGAGGGGGAGGAGGUCGAUGUCGAUGUCGAUGCUGAGGGGGAGGUGGACGCUGAUGGCGAUAUCGAUGUUGUGGGGUGA
Molecule: messenger RNA, 1836 nt
Organism: Pyrenophora tritici-repentis Pt-1C-BFP
Lineage: Eukaryota; Fungi; Ascomycota; Dothideomycetes; Pleosporales; Pleosporaceae
Product: Cohesin-load multi-domain protein
Biological process (GO): maintenance of mitotic sister chromatid cohesion; mitotic sister chromatid cohesion
Cellular component (GO): chromatin; SMC loading complex
Molecular function (GO): double-stranded DNA binding
Source: RefSeq, a predicted model, not a curated record